AUGGCAGACACGAUCCCCAAAGUUAAGGUGAAUGGUCGAAGCUCGUUGCACUUGCAAAAACAGGAGUAUGGAUCCUCAACACAAGAGAGUGCGCAAUCGACGCCUAUGAGAUCUGCUACCAUUCUCAACAAGGGAGAUCUGCAAAUGCUUGCCCCAAGGUCCAUAGGCCCACUGUCCAACAAGAAACUGGCCGCAAAACUUCGAAGUCCGACCUCAACGCAACUUUCGAGCGACGCACAAAAUGGAGCUAUUGGCGACGAGAGACAGCCAUCGGAUACUCCACCUAUAGAUCCGUUGUCGCAACAAAUCCUCCAGAGAACGAACACAUCGCCCGCGAUACAGAAAUUACGGUCGCAGAAUACAGAGUCCACGCCGAAUCUAUCCUCCGGGUUGCCCAAAGAAGCAAAUGCGGAUAACAAGCUGAGUGGUGAGAUAGCACGCGAUGCUGUUGGGAGUAGGGCAGACAAGAAGAAGGUAUCGUUUCUUAGUCGCUUCAUCGGCAGCAACAAAAAGAAGGUCACCCCCGACGGCGCAAGCGACAAUGGCUCCGAAGCAGACGAUUCACGGCACGAGGGUAUGGACGCCCAGCUCUAUGUCAACAACUUGAGCUUCAGUCCGAAGAUACCCCAACCACCCUCCUACAUCAAAGUGAGGUCAAAAUUCAAGAAAGAGAAGGAAUUCGACCGCGUAUUCCUGGCCCAGGAGUUACGGACGGGAUCGGACAAGAAGAGCCCGCCUGCUGCUGGGUCCAACCCUGCCCCACAGUCCGGAUCAGCGGCCAAACACAAUCCUAUAUGGGCUAUCGAGUUUAGUAAGGAUGGGAGGUAUCUCGCUGUUGCCGGACAGGAUAGAGUCAUCCGGGUGUGGGCGGUGAUAGAUAGCCCUGAAGGACGGAGAACACACGAGAACACCGAGCGCGACCCACAUGCCUUGGAUGGGGAGGCUAAACAUCUUAGUGCGCCAGUUUUCCAGCAAAAACCCAUUCGGGAGUAUCAGGGGCAUACAGCAACCAUCUUGGACUUGAGUUGGAGCAAGAACAAUUUCCUCCUAUCCUCGUCCAUGGAUAAGACUGUGCGCCUGUGGCAUAUAGGUCGGGACGAUAACCUGUGUACUUUCAAGCACUCGGAUUUUGUUCCUUCGAUACAGUUCCAUCCUACAGACGACCGCUUUUUCCUUGCGGGCUCUUUAGACACAAAGUUACGGCUCUGGAGUAUUCCGGAUAAAAGCGUUGCAUUUUCCGUUUCAGUCCCAGACAUGAUUACCUCUGUUGCGUUUACUCCAGAUGGAAAGACUUGUAUAGCCGGGACAUUGGGAGGUCUCUGCAUAUUUUAUGAUACGGAAGGUCUGAAAUGGCAAGCGCAACUUCACGUCAAGUCGACACGCGGGCAGAAUGCCAAGGGUAGCAAAAUCACAGGCAUUCAAGCGACAUACUGGCCGCCAGGGAAGGAAGAUGCAGAAGUCAAGCUGCUGGUAUCGAGCAACGACUCGAGGUUGCGAAUAUACAACAUGAAGGACAAGACUUUGGAGAUGAAAUUCCGUGGCCAUGAAAACAACUGCAGUCAGAUAAGAGCAUCGUUUGCGGAUAGUAGUGGACACAUCAUAUGCGGGAGCGAAGAUCGGAAGGCGUAUAUCUGGUCAACGACUACACCUGAGGGUGAUAAGAGGGAUAACCGGCCACUUGAGAUGUUCGAAGCGCACAAGUCUAUCACUACCUGUACAGUGUUUGCUCCUGUCCAGACUAGACGACUCCUCAGCGCUUCGGAGGACCCUAUAUUCGACCUCUGUAACCCUCCACCAGUCACGCUGGUCUCGAAAGCGGAAUCUGUAGUUUCCUCCCGGGCACCCACUGAAGGAUUAGCGCCGAAUCCGAAUUUUGCUCCAGUAGAUGCCAAUCCCAGGAAAGCUGCCGAGAGCCCAGCGUAUACAGCCCGCUGCGCUCAUUCUGGAGGUAACAUUAUUGUCACAGCAGACUACACCGGGGCUCUGAAGGUGUUCAGACAGGACUGUGCCUUCCAAAAGCGUAUGCGACUAACAGAGCAGUGGGACACACAGGUCGCGAAGAGACAGCUUGUCCACCCAACCACCCAACGACCGCAUCAUGACAUGGCGACAAAGCAUCUCACAUGCUAG
This is a messenger RNA of Pyrenophora tritici-repentis Pt-1C-BFP, 2130 nucleotides long. The record is from RefSeq and is a predicted model, not a curated record. NCBI's taxonomy places the organism in Eukaryota, Fungi, Ascomycota, Dothideomycetes, Pleosporales, Pleosporaceae.